Messenger RNA from Tripterygium wilfordii, 399 nucleotides. Its product is annotated as antifungal protein ginkbilobin-like protein 2. The record is from RefSeq and is a predicted model, not a curated record. The transcript has a single exon. Lineage: Eukaryota; Viridiplantae; Streptophyta; Magnoliopsida; Celastrales; Celastraceae. The coding region runs from base 1 to 399 and encodes 132 amino acids. Gene Ontology annotation, cellular component: plasmodesma.
AUGGGUUUUUCUCCAGAGAUAAGAGUCGUAGUAGUAAUCAUGAUUGGGUUAUUUGGGUUGUUGAGUUCAGUGACAACUGCUGCUCCAAAGCUAAACACAAGAAUGGUCUUCGUUGCAUGCAACAAAGAGGCGUAUUCAGAGGGAUCAAAAUUUGGAACGAAGGUGAGUAAUACACAAAACAUGCCAAAUUAUAAUUACGACAAGAACUCAUCUGAUAUUGAUGGUACUGUCUAUGGUCAUGCUACUUGUGAAACGAAGCUCGAAAAGUUAUCGUGUAAAACAUGUCUUUAUGUUGCUGCAUAUGAGGUGAUUCCUCAUAUUUAUGGUUGUGUAAAUACUGUUGGGGCUCGUGUGUUUCUUGUUGAUUGUAAAAUUAGGUAUGAGAGAUAUCCGUUUUAA